Molecule: messenger RNA, 5503 nt
Organism: Halichondria panicea
Lineage: Eukaryota; Metazoa; Porifera; Demospongiae; Suberitida; Halichondriidae
Exons: 24
Coding region: 125-5056 (1643 amino acids)
Biological process (GO): neurotransmitter receptor transport, endosome to postsynaptic membrane; neurotransmitter receptor transport postsynaptic membrane to endosome; cell-cell adhesion
Cellular component (GO): postsynaptic membrane; postsynaptic density; basolateral plasma membrane
Molecular function (GO): ATP binding; protein kinase activity; protein binding
Source: RefSeq, a predicted model, not a curated record
UACUCAUUGUUUGGUCUAUAUUUGUAUUACAGCAAGUUUUAAAGUAGUACAGAGUAACUGGAUAGAGAGAUCAAAACUGUUCGUGUUAUCAAGCUAUCAACUGGAUUCUCCGGACGGCAAAGACAUGAGCAAGCUCUUACGCAAACUGGGCUUGAAGAAGUCUACUGUGAUUGAUUUCUGGGACUGCUCCAAGCUCAACCUGUUUGACUUGCCCAAAGAAGUGUUCCGACACAGGCAGACCCUCAAGUCCCUCUCCAUUAACAACAAUCAUAUUAGAGAUAUACCAAAGACCAUCUUUAUGAUCGAGGGCCUAGAGGAGCUGGACAUCAGUGAGAAUGACAUCCUCUUUAUUCCCCCGGCUAUCUCAAAACUUCCCAACCUCACCUCCCUCGUCAUCAGCAAGAACUCUCUGGCGAGCAUACCUGAUGCCAUUCGCCAUUGUCAACAGCUGAUUUCGCUGGACCUGAGUAUUAAUCCCUUGGGCUCCCUAUGUGAAAGCGUGACCGAACUGCGGCAGCUCAGGAAACUCAUACUCAACGACACUCAAUUAGAAGAGCUCCCCCCAAACAUUGGAAAGCUCUCUAAACUGGAAAUACUGGAGAUCAGGGAGAACAUGCUGCAGACACUACCAGGGUCAAUGAGUCACCUCACUCUCCUGGAGAAACUCGAUAUUGGCAACAACGAAUUUGUCACCAUGCCCACUGUCGUAGGGAGUCUGGAGAGUCUGUGUGAACUGUGGCUGGACUCCAACACCAUCAACUCUAUUCCAGAGGAGCUGGGCAACCUCCACAACCUCCGCUUCCUAGAGAUGUCUGAGAACCACAUCAUGGUGCUCCCCAACACAGUGGGGGGCUGGGUCAAACUAACUGACCUUUACGCCAACGAGAACCUUAUCUCCAUGUUGCCGGACGCCUUUGGAAUGUUGAGUAACCUGCGGAUAGCCAAUCUCAGCUCAAACAGACUUGGGGGCCUACCAGACACAGUGUAUGGACUAACCAGCCUUGUGGAGCUGGAUCUAUCCCACAACCACAUUACCGAGCUUCCCAACUCUGUCGGUGGAAUGACCAGCCUGGUGACACUGAACAUCGAUGAAAAUCUCCUCUCAUCUCUACCGCCUAAGAUUGGAAACUGUACUCUGCUCAAGUACUUUUCAGUCCGAGAUAACCAGUUGUGUGAUGUUCCACCUGAGUGUGGUUUUCUGACGCAGCUGAGGAUUCUAAACGUGGUGGGCAAUCGUCUCUCCCACCUGCCCUACACUCUCAUCGGUCUCAAGCACUUGUCUGCCAUCUGGGUAUCCGAAAAUCAGAGCAGGCCCAUCGUCGAGCUGCAGGUGGAGAAGGGAGACAGAAGAGACGGAGGAGAAAAGUGGCUGACUUGUUUCCUCUUCCCCCAGCAAGGAAGAGAGUCUCCAUUCGAGGAAGCCACCUCCCCCCUGGAUGUAGCGGCUGACGAAGAUCCUGUCAUGAAAUCAACGAAUCGAAAAGGUAGUCAAGUUAAUUUUGACAUCCAAGUAUUGGACAAGCGGAGCAAGUUGAGUCGAGACCCCACCCCUUUCCCCAAGGAACUACACAACAGGGCCAUGCAGUGGAGGGCGGCCAGGGACAUUCAUCCUGAAGCAGAGAGCCUGUUGGUCCCCCCCAGUGGAGACCACUCCCCCCAGCCCGAGGAUGUGACCCUCAGGCACACAUCUCGCAGACUCGUCAAGAAUAGAUACAGCUUAAUGAGAGCUUUCUCAGACCCACUUGAUGAGCACUUGAAACCUGUUGGUGGGUACAUACACGACAGUCCACCCAUCUCCCCGCCACCUGCCCAUACACACAAGUCCCCCUCCCAUUCUCCAAUAAGCCCCGGUCGCUACUCCCCCUCGGCCAAUGGUCUCAUCCCAUCUUCCGGGACAGGCUCACCCCUAUCCUCUGCAUACUCACCACACAGCUCUGUCCAGCCUAUACCUCCACCCUCCGGUUUUGCAUCCAGCGCAAGAGUGCCUUCUCCAGUGAGUUUAUCACCUAAGCUCCACCCAUCACAGAACGGAGGAGUCGCCUAUCAGCAGCCCCAUCUACGAGAUGCUCAAGUUAUUCGACAAGAGGUUCAAUUUGUACCGCAUGGCUCACCAAAUUCAAACGGGAAUAAUAAUGCCCACAGGAGUAGGUUCCCCGAUCAUAACAUCAGUCUCGGAAAGGUGAAUCAGGUAAUGGGAUCUGCGGAAAUAGAAUUGGAACUUCAGACUCCCCCACCGCUUCAACAACAGUAUUUCCCAAUUAGUCAAGUGAGUAAUCUAUCUCAUCCUGAAACCCGUUCCAGCAUGGAAUCGGGUUUUGAUGCCGAUACCGAACCUGAAAACCAGCAGAACCCGUGGUACAAUAUAUCUCCAAAUGCUUCCCCUAAAUCUCGCCGUCGAAGUCGUGAUAAUCGCCCCAUCUUAGGCCCUCAAGUGACUGUACCCUCAGGGCAUAUGAACCCACAUCACAUUCGAACUUCUUCCGAGUCUAGAGAUUCACAUCACUCAGGGAGUCAAAUGUCACAACACGAUGAUAGUACAUCGGACGAUUACGAACGACUGGUAUUCAAGCAGCCACACCCCCAGAGCGGGAGGUCCUCCACACUGGCCGAGCAAAGGAGGGGGUCCCUUGAUGCCGUGGUAAUGUUAUCAGCCAAGGAAAAGUCGAACACGUUUACAUACGGGGAGUACCAGCAAGCCUACCCACCUAGUCACAAGCCGUCUCACUCAUUUGAUGUCACAGCGCAUGUGGGAGUUAGAGGUCAUGUGAGACGCACCCCACCCUCCUCACACCACUCACAAGAAUCGCACCACUCAACAAGGCCACCGAUUCCGCAAUCAAGCCGACCUUCAAGCCGUGCCUCUUCUGGAAGAAGUCGUUCGGAGAAGAGACCUCAUCAUGUCCGAAACCACUCGCAGCCUGAGCACAUGGCACAUGCUGUUCCCAACUCCACAAACUCACACUCACAACCUGACUCGAGGUCACCAAGCCACACCCAUUCUCGAAAGACAAGCACAAAGAGCAACGACUCCGUGUUUCAUAGUGCAUAUCCGGGUCACCGAGUUGUCGAGGGUAGGAGCUCGUCAAGUCACAAUCAGUCAAAGAUACAUCAUCAAACUCACGACCCAAGAACACACAAUAUGCACAAGACUGGUAGAGGCCGAUUCUACUCUGACAUACACUCUAAGAUAGUUGAGAACGAACUAUAUCAGCACAAUCAUCCAAGACACAAUUCUGAGCGUUUAAGGAGUUACCCCAACUAUGCGAGUGAUGAUAGCAGGCAGAGUACACCUGUGGCCACACCUACACUUGCAACAAGGAGUAACUAUGUGAGUGGCAAUGACAGUGGAUUUGACAGUAUGAACAGAAGCAACAGAAGUCCAAUGCUAAGCCCUGGCAAUGGCAACCAGUACUAUGUUGAGCUUGAGAAGAAUCCCACUCUUGGCCUGGGCAUCACGGGAGGUGUGGGAGGAGAGAACGCCAUAAAACCCGGAGAUCAGGGGUUCCAUGUGUACAAGGUGACUGAGGGGUUACCAGCUCACCAAGUCGGAGUCAUUGAUGUGGGGGACCGACUGUUAGAGGUUAAUGGUCACGCUGUGUCCUCCAUGGCAUGCGAAGAUGUCUUAUCGCUGCUAACUUAUCAAGAUGAACAAACUGUUACACUUUUGCUCAGCAAAGAACCUUCCCAAACUCUACUCUACACAAUGAAGCGAGUUAACUCCACAAAGCCAAUCAGACGGUUUGUCAAGAAGAUAAAGAGAAGGUUCGCAAGACAACCCAAGAUGGAGGCAAUUCCUAGCUGUGCACCAGCUGCUGAAGCGGUACAGUCACAUUCACCGUGUGACCAGAGUUUCUCAGAGCAAGACAAACUACCCCAGCCUUGCCCGCUGCAUUCUCACUCUCUCUUCAAGAAACAGAAGGCUGCAACACUUCCCUGCAUGAGCUGUAGUGGAAUGACUACUUGCCUCCUCUAUGAAGCGUGCUGCAACUCUCCAGUUUAUAGCACUACCUCCAAUUCCUCCAUUCUCAGCAAUGAUUCUGGACUAGGCGAGGAUGAAGCUGACAAUGAUGUAUUUUACUCAGAAAAUGAGUCGGAAGAGGAAGACAUUGAGAACAUGGUGGAUGAUGACGACUGGUGGAUUGAUGGCAACCAAAUUGCUCUCAGGAAAGUACUGACCUCUUCCUCCUGUGAGACUGUAUACAGUGGCUACUGGCAUGGCGACGUUGAGGUGCAUGCACGGAGGUCCAGUGACUCAGAGCUAAGAGCUGGAGUGAUUGCUGAUGUCAAUACACUCACCAAUAUCCGUCACGAAAACAUUCAACUCUUCCUGGGAGUUUCUCGCAACCAACACACGGACUACGUCAGCAUAGUUAUGGAUCAGAUGAAAGGAUACUCCCUCCACCACCUGAUACACAAGCAGAGCAAACAGUUCAGUUGUCCUUCCCUGAACAAGAUUGCAACCCAGAUUGCACAGGGAAUUGAGUAUCUUCAUGCUAAAGGCAUCUCUCACCCGAUGCUGUCCUCCAAGUCAAUCACCUACCACUACCGUGUGUGCAUCUCGUUGCUCUCCCAAUUUGAGGCUUCAUCUGGUCACUUCGAGUCUGAUGACCUUGUCUACUUGCCCCCGGAGGCCAUCAGAACUGUAUCCGUGCCCAGUGGCAGACAAGAGAGACGAGCCUCCUCUACUGUCUCCCUAUUGGCUAGACCUGACACUCUCCUCACGCCAGAAGCUAAUGUCUAUUCGUUUGGGACGCUGAUAUACGAAUUGCUUUCCUCUGAGAAACCAUACCGUGGAACCCCUGCAUCCACCCUCAUCUCGUUAGUGGGCUCUGAUGACAGGGUUCUCCCCUUGGCUAGUCUCCCAAAUGGCAUGUACAAACAAGUUGUGAGAAGAUGCUGGAGAAGCCGUGCCGAAGACAGACCGACGUUUAAGGAGCUUUUGUGGACUAUGGAACACAAUGCUACUCCCAAAUCAUGUGGAUUCAAGUCCUCCUCUCAGUUCAGUUUUUCUGAGCCGCUGAAUCUCAACAAACUGGCCCUUUGUCAUUCUGUCUAACAUUUCGACUAUAUCAAGACUAUGAUACGACUGUCACAGAGCUAAACGAAGACUCAGUCAAGAAGAUCUCUGUAUUACUGCUUCCCAACGAUAUUUUUUAUCGUACAUUUCUUGGUCACACAUUUUGCAUCUCUGCCACUCCAUUAAUACUUUGGUCUCUGCUUCUCAAAUUCAGACCGGCCAUUAUUGAAACUGUUGUUGGUUGGUGGGAAGAUCCCAUAUAUAUGACUGUGUGAAGUUGUUUUUAUCUCAUAAUAAUAUUCCUUUUGUUGUUGUUGUGUCAAUUCCUAUUCCACAAUCACUCACAUGCUGGUCACCAACUUGUACCGACGUACAUAUAUAUAUCACUUAUUAACUCCAACCACGUGCACUUAGUUGUGAUAUGCAUAACAAUUGUGCUGCUCCGAUUAUUAUGUGGAAGAUAAAUUAAACAUUUGUAUUAAUUUG